UCAUCAGUUGUUUUUGCGGUGGCGUGAUAAGAUUGAAAUCUAGAAUCGUGAAUAUUAUAAAUAGUGAUCGAUCUAAUGAUUUGGUUGAAUUGGCAGUGGGAAGUAAAAUUGGUGGAAAUGAAGUACACUCUUGCUUUGCUGUUUGUUUCUUUGGCUUACACAGCCCAUGCUGUGCCCAUCCAAGAAGCGACAGCACACUACCAAAGACACAUCCAGUUCCCUGGAGAUGAUGGUCUGAUGCAUGAUGUAGAUUUGGAAGACGAGGUCGAUGAGGAGUUACUUGUGGGCAUUGCUGAACGUAACGCCUACUAUUUGUUCACCAGACUCAACCCUGACUCCGCUCAAACUUUGGUCAUCAACGACGCUGAUUCCAUCAGAAACUCAAACUUCAACCCAGCCCAUAAUACCGUAGUGGUUGUUCAUGGCUGGCUUGGAAACCAGAACACCGGCAUCAACGGCAGAAUCCGAGAUGCCUAUCUUGGUAAGGGUGAUGCCAACGUGAUUGUUCUUGACUGGAGACGUCUGGCAAGGUCUAACUAUGUCACCGCCGUCCGUGGUGUCCCAAUUGUGGGCGUGGGAUUGGGGCAGUUCGUCCGUUACCUUGUCGGUGUCACUGGAGCUAGCUACGAUAGGAUCCAUCUAGUUGGCUUCAGCUUGGGUGGUCAUUUAGUUGGUAACGCUGGAAGGGAAUUGGAAGGAAGAGUAGCCCGGAUUACAGCUCUAGACCCCGCUGGUCCCUUAUGGGUCUUCAACUCCAACCGUAUCAAUUCAAACGACGGUAGAUACGUUGAGGGUAUUCACACUAAUGGCGCACUCAUCGGUCUCGGCUACGGCUCUGCCAUAGGUCACGUGGAUUUUUUCCCCAACGGAGGCGAAUCCCAACCUGGCUGUCUCACCCCGAUCUGCGACCACAACCGUGCCUGGGAAUUCUUUGCCUCCACUGUAUCUUACAACCAUUUGGUUGGCAGAGAAUGCUCAAACUCUCUCCAGAUUAGUCUUAACACGUGCCGCGGGAAUCAGUUCCCGAUGGGCAAUGACCAUAUGGAUAAACACGGGUCUGGAAGAUACCGUGUCAACACCAAAAGGCGAUACCCUUACUAAGCAACAAUAAAUAAAUUGAACUGGAAAUAAAAAUGAAUGAAUUUAAAUUAAUAUAAAUUUGACUGGAAGCAAUCCCUUUCUGGGAUAAGUCUGCCUUUGUACUCAUCUAUUUCUUUAUUUUACUUCUUUCUCUGUUUGAGUUUUCUUUCGGCAAAAAAGAGUUUACAAACAACAAACAAUAUAUAUUUCUCAAUAUUA
Molecule: messenger RNA, 1299 nt
Organism: Plodia interpunctella (Indianmeal moth)
Lineage: Eukaryota; Metazoa; Arthropoda; Insecta; Lepidoptera; Pyralidae
Product: pancreatic lipase-related protein 2-like
Exons: 6
Coding region: 76-1101 (341 amino acids)
Biological process (GO): lipid catabolic process
Molecular function (GO): lipase activity
Source: RefSeq, a predicted model, not a curated record